Molecule: messenger RNA, 1788 nt
Organism: Anthostomella pinea
Lineage: Eukaryota; Fungi; Ascomycota; Sordariomycetes; Xylariales; Xylariaceae
Source: the annotation of a GenBank genome assembly
AUGGGAGGCAGCAGCAUUACUGCUGCCCCGACCUCCGAGUCUGCUUCCCCUACCACAGCAUCCGGCGGCACCGGAACCAGCAACACCUUGACGCCCACCGUGACGCUGGCUUCCCUCGACGUUGAGCCUUACGGUAACAUCUUCAACUUGACCGCUGUUCCAGACGGAACUGGCAUACUGGUUCAGCUCCAAGUCUAUAACUUCGUUACGGACAUGCUCAAUACGCUCGCCUUUGUCAUCCAGUACGUCGGCUGCUUCCAGAUCUCGCCGGGCAACUCCCCCUUCACGGGCAACAUGACCAACUUCAUCGGCAACAGCGACGCCGGCGCUACGGCCGCAAGCUGCUCGGGCUACUGUGCCGGCGACAACUUCACGCUGUCUGCCAACAACGCCGGUGACUGUUUCUGCGGUAACGACCUGGCCGGCUCCCUGGUUCUGAACGAGGCCGAUGACCGCAACGCGUGCAACAUUCCCUGCCCCGCCGACUCGUCCCAGACUUGCGGUGGAGGUGCCAAGCUCAUGCGCCGUGCCGACUCGUUCCUCAACAUCAUCCUGGCUGCGCCCAUCUCCGAGGCUGUCCUCAUUCCACCGACAGGGAAUGACACGAGCACUACCGCCUCGGGAUCUGCUAGUGCCACAAGCAUGCCCUCUGGCUCAGCUUCUGGCAGCGCGAGCGGCUCGGUCUCUGGAAUCAUCCCCACUGGCUCGGUCUCGGGCAUCAUCCCCACCAUUUCCGUCUCGAUUUCCGUCUCGGGCAUCAUCCCUACUGGUUCCGUUUCGGGCCUUAUCCCCACUGACUCUUUCACUGGCAUCCUUUCAACUGGCACCGGCUCAGGUGGAAUCAUCCCGACUGACUCCGUAUCAGGCAUAAUCCCCACUGGCACUGGCUCUGGUGGUGUUAUCCCGACUGACUCUGCCUCUGGCAUCAUCCCCACUGGAUCUGGUACGGUGCCAUCCGUCACCGGCGCUCCUGGUGGUGCAGGUGGUGUCAACGGCACCGGCUUCCCCACUGGCACUGGCACUGGCACUGGCAUGACGCCCAGCGGUACUGGCGCCCCUGGCUCCAACAACGCCACCGCGACUGGCACCGGCUCAUCCCCCAGCGGCACCUCCUCGGGUGUGCCAGGCACAACCGACAUCCCCGACGCGCUCAUCCUCCUUGGUGUCAUCCCUGGCGACGCCAGCGCCAACCAAAAGCGCGGCAUCCGCGGUAUCCGCCGCCAGACCGCCCCCGCCUCCAGCGGCUUCAUCAGCGGCGCCGGCCCCAUCAACCCGGAUGUCUGCACGGACGCGACCUUGUUCUCGUUGACCGACGGCGAGCUGAUCAGCGGUGGCCAGGCCGUCUCUACCGAGCCGGGCGUGGCGUUUGCGCCUAUCCGCGUCAGCCCCACCGGCUCCAUCUCGACCACGUUCAGCGUCGUCAACGGCCUACUGGAAUGGUACAACGCCGCGUUCCUCGACGGCAAGGCCGGCUUCUGCCAGGUCGCACCCGGACAGGUCUACGCCACCUUCUCCACGCCCAGUACAUUCCCCGCCGGCUGCGAGGUCGUGAGCCUUGUUGUCUACGAAGCCGUGGCCUGCCAGAACGGCGUGAUCGUUGACCCGGCUGCAUCCAGCGUCCCCACCGGCAGCGCCACCGGUCGUGCUGGUGGCAACACCGCGCCCCUGCUGCCCAACGAGCGUGACAUCUACCCCGAGGGCGGCGCACCAGACGACGAGCUCUGCGCCGAGACCACGCUCUCAUGGGUGCCGGGCAGCCCGACCUUCUUGCCGCACAACGAGCUGUGA